Nymphalis io (European peacock) is the source of this 747-nucleotide messenger RNA. RefSeq names its product piggyBac transposable element-derived protein 4-like. NCBI's taxonomy places the organism in Eukaryota, Metazoa, Arthropoda, Insecta, Lepidoptera, Nymphalidae. Bases 1 to 747 code for a protein of 248 amino acids. The record is from RefSeq and is a predicted model, not a curated record. The transcript has a single exon.
AUGAUAACGGACAAUUACUACACUAGCAUACCUUUGGCAAGGUACCUAAAAGAACAAGGUACUGAUUUGUGUGGAACAAUACGCAAAAACCGCCGAGAACUGCCCCAAGAAGUAGUUCAGCAACGUUUAGAAAAAGGUCAAAUUUCUGUGCAGCAGAACAACUUUGCGACCAUCCUAAAAUGGCAUGAUAAACGGGAUGUGCUUAUGUUGUCGACGUGUCACAACCACGAAAUGCAAAUGUCAACUGGUUUUCGAAGAGUUUUGAAGCCUACUAUGGUGCUGACCUACAAUGAAGGGAAGAAAGGCAUAGACUUGGCUGAUCAACUAGCAAGUUACAAUUCGCCGGCGAGGAAAACCUCUGUUUGGUAUAAGAAAAUUGCUGCGGACCUUGUUUCUAUAAGUGUAGUGAAUGCCAUUCUGAUUUAUAACGAGUUACAUCCACAGUCAAAAUUGAAGGUUCUGGAUGGUCAUCAAAUCAUUAUAAAGAAAUUACUUAAGGUUGAAACUGAGAACUGUUCAAGUUCCAGUUCUGCGAGUUCUUUGCGUCCUACAAGUCACAAGUUAACGAAAAUACCCAAGAAAGCUAAUGGAAAAAUUUGGCAAAAACGUUGUGCCAGUUGCUACAAAAAGCUGAAAGAAUCGGGAUUCACAGCUACUGAUGCAAGGAAGAAGACUUCACAAGUUACAACUGAGUGCAUUCCAUGUAAAAAACCAUUUUGCUUACAAUGUUAUAACGAAUCUCACUAA